UUAAACAGAAAUUCGGUUCUUCAUAGAAGUUUAUCAAAUGCAUUGCCUAAUAAUCAAAGAUUUAGUAGACUUUUUGGUCAUAUGUCUCCUAGCAUUUUUUCAAACAAAAAUCCUUUUGAUGUCAUGUUAUUUAAAGGAAACCGCAUUUAUAUUGAUGGUAUAGUUUUUGAAGAAUUCCAAGAAUACGUGAAAUCUCUCAUCAACUCUGCUCCACCUACUAGUUCUACGCCUACUCAUCCAUUUAUGAAACGUUGCAUGAAUGAGGAUAUUCAACCAUGCUUAUUUGAAGGUAAUACUGGAUGGAAAUCUCCAUUUUACAAAAGACGUCUAUUAGAUGCCAUUAUGAAAAAUCGAUGUGAGAUACAAACGAUACAUUCUAGUUUUUCAAACUCGGUUCCAAGCUCGUCAAAUACCAGUCAAAUUUGUAGUCCAAUAGAUGCACCAAGUACUUAUGAUGAAUUACCAUCCGCACCAAAACUUAAAUGUGGUCUUUGUGGUCAUCUUAGAAGUUGUGAUUUCCGUAUGAGAAUUUCUGAUUCAGAUGUUCCAGCCACAACAAUUACCACAUCGUCACGCUUUUCAUUCACAGGAAAUCUAGAGUGGAUUCCACUUGAUAG
Messenger RNA from Racocetra persica, 617 nucleotides. Lineage: Eukaryota; Fungi; Glomeromycota; Glomeromycetes; Diversisporales; Gigasporaceae. The record is from the annotation of a GenBank genome assembly.